Messenger RNA from Sorex fumeus (smoky shrew), 1837 nucleotides. RefSeq names its product Rho family GTPase 3 (gene RND3). The record is from RefSeq and is a predicted model, not a curated record. Gene Ontology annotation, molecular function: GTPase activity; GTP binding. NCBI's taxonomy places the organism in Eukaryota, Metazoa, Chordata, Mammalia, Eulipotyphla, Soricidae. The transcript has 5 exons. Gene Ontology annotation, biological process: small GTPase-mediated signal transduction. Bases 239 to 973 code for a protein of 244 amino acids.
UUGGAGGCGCGUGGUGGAGUCAGGCAGAAAACUUAUUGGAGGGGAGGAACAAGCCCGCUCCUCUAGUUCUCCACCUCUGCGCCGCGCCUCAAGGGUUCCCACCAGCCUUGCGGAUUUAUUUUUAUAUCCGUCUUUUUUUUCCCCAACUAGAAAUAUAGAGAGACUAUAUAUCUAUACGUAUAUAUUUUUUUCCUCUUAAGAGAAAAUUCCUGUUCCGAGAGAAAAGAAGGCAAGAUCAAUGAAGGAGAGAAGAGCCAGCCAGAAAUUAUCCAGUAAAUCUAUCAUGGAUCCUAAUCAGAACGUGAAAUGCAAGAUAGUAGUAGUGGGAGAUAGUCAGUGUGGGAAAACCGCGCUGCUGCACGUUUUCGCCAAGGACUGCUUCCCCGAGAAUUACGUCCCGACGGUGUUUGAGAAUUACACGGCCAGUUUUGAAAUCGACACACAAAGGAUAGAGUUGAGCCUCUGGGACACUUCGGGUUCCCCUUACUAUGACAAUGUCCGGCCCCUCUCUUACCCAGAUUCAGAUGCUGUGCUGAUUUGCUUUGACAUCAGUAGACCAGAGACUCUGGACAGUGUUCUUAAAAAGUGGAAAGGUGAAAUCCAGGAGUUUUGUCCCAAUACCAAAAUGCUUUUGGUUGGCUGCAAAUCUGAUCUCCGGACAGAUGUUAGUACAUUGGUGGAACUAUCAAAUCAUCGGCAGACACCAGUGUCAUAUGACCAGGGAGCAAACAUGGCCAAACAGAUUGGUGCAGCUACUUAUAUUGAAUGCUCAGCUUUACAGUCAGAAAACAGCGUCAGAGACAUUUUUCAUGUUGCCACCUUGGCAUGUGUAAACAAGACAAAUAAAAACGUUAAGCGGAACAAAUCACAAAGGGCCACAAAGCGGAUUUCACACAUGCCCAGCAGACCAGAACUUUCUGCAGUUGCCACGGACUUGCGAAAGGACAAAGCAAAGAGCUGCACUGUGAUGUGAAUUUCCCAUAAUCUUUAAUGAGGACAAGGAAAUCUAGUGGACAAACACCAAAAGAGAGUAAAAUAAAAAGGUGACGUCUAAGUGAAGUACGCAGCCAAAGUCGCGUAUUCUGAAGCUUCAGAGGUGUCCGAAAGGAUGCUCAUUGUUUUGGAAUCCUGUCCUUAGGUUUGGCACGUAGAACAUGUGGUGAGAAGUGAAUAUAUUGGAGAGUUUUGCAAUGUGACUUGAAAACUAUGCCAAAAAGAGAGAGAGAUUCAAAUGGGCUGGAGAGAGAUGAGGAGAAAUGCAAGUACUCCCAGGAAGAACGAUCACGCUCUGAAUGGUGCUUGCGUUUUUGUUUUUGUUCUGAUCUAUCCUGGAUCUCUAUUUUGAUUUAAUUUUAAAUGUUUUAAUCUCCUUUACAAAAAAGUAUAUAUAAUAUACCGUCCUCAUUGGGGAACUGGCACUGUGACCUUACCGUUUAGUUUUCUAGAGGAUGUGAUCUAAUUUCUUCCUAGCUCAUCAUUAAAAUGGAAAUUGUAUCAGGACCCAUGGGAUACCCAGAGGAAAAGUUUGUGAGGCUUUGAAUUCUUGCCCUCCUGAAGAUAGUUGAGUGAGAUGGUUUGAAAGAAAAGCUUUUGCAGACUUGUAAGAUAUACAGACCAGCACUACAAACAUUGAAUAGAUCAAAUAGAAGUGUCGAGUUUUAUUCAGUCUGAUGAUUCUGUUCAUCAUUGUGAUUGUCAUUAAGAAGUGGUAAAUUGCUCAAUGUAAUAUUUUUGUGCGCUGUUUAGAAAAGAGGAUGUGUGGUUUUUUGGCCAUCGUUGAUGAAAAUGCAGUCAAAUAAAAGGUGUCUUGGUUUGACGUCAUAGAAUGAUACAAGGG